GCAUAAUAAUCGAAUAGUUGCUGAUGAGUCCUCACUCCAGCAUCAUGCUUCCAAAACAUUUCUUUGCGUCAUGCCGACGCUGGUAGUGACGAAGUGCUCCAGAACACUAUACUCCUCCUAUCUUACCUUUGCUCCCAGUCUUCUUCAACUCUCCCAUCAUCAGGACCACAGGGAUGUGAUGCUCUGACACUCCCUCACUCACAAGGCUGCACAACAACUUUACUCUACAGCCAGUGCUUUUAUUUGGUGGAGUGGUGUAGGACAAGCAAACUUACUGGCAGUAAACUCCAGACUGCGGGGGGUGCAAGAGUUUGCUGUGUGUUUUGUUUUUUACUUUUCUUUUCUGGAAGCAACACAUACAAUCCAGCAGUCCUGUCCUGUGCUGUGUUUCCCAUAUGUCGCGAAAGCAUGACUACAACCUCCGUAGUAUGAGCAACCUGAUGGGCGAGCGGUGGAAGAAAGCGGGCGACGGAGGAGAGCGGAGUCUCAUCAGAGCUUCGUCCAGCGCCAGCAUCGGCAGCCACGGCGCCUCCGCCGGAGCUUCCACCGCCACCGGUGCCCCAACAACAUCAACAUCAUCAUCAUCAUCAGCAGCAGCAGGUUCAGCCACAGCAGCCUCCUCUUCCACGGGGGACCUGGAGAGAGCUGCCCGAAAGCAGUUCCAGCAGGAUGUAACGCCCGGUUUCGUCUAUGUCCUGGCUGUGUUCUCCGCGUUGGGGGGCUUCCUGUUCGGGUACGACACCGGGGUGAUCUCCGGGGCCAUGCUCCUGCUGAAGAAGGAGAUGCACCUGAACGCGCUGUGGCAGGAGCUGCUCAUAUCAUGUACUGUGGCUGCGGCUGCCCUCUCCGCCCUGCUGGGCGGCUUCCUCAAUGGGCUCUUCGGGCGCAGAGUGUGCAUACUGUUGGCCAGCUUCUUCUUCACCGUCGGCGGGAUCGUGCUGAGCACCGCCCCCGGCAAAGAAGUGCUCCUGACGGGGAGGCUCAUAGUCGGAGUUGGGCUUGGUAUUGCCUCAAUGACAGUUCCUGUGUACAUCGCUGAGGCCUCUCCGCCCCACCUCAGAGGUCAGCUGGUGACCGUUAACACCCUCUUCAUCACCGGGGGACAGUUCACUGCCAGCCUCAUUGAUGGUGCCUUCAGCUACCUGCAGCGCGACGGGUGGAGGUACAUGUUGGGUCUGUCAGUAAUUCCUGCCUUGGUCCAGUUCGUGGGAUUCCUGUUCCUGCCAGAGAGUCCUCGCUGGUUAAUCCAGCGUGGACUGACCCAGAAGGCCCGCCGUGUGCUCAGCCAGAUCAGAGGGAACCAGAACAUCGAUGAGGAGUACGACAGCAUCAAGAACAGCAUUGACGAGGAGGAGAAGGACAGUGGAGGAGAUGGCCCCGUGAUCUGGCGGAUGCUGACCUACCCCCCGACUCGCCGAGCUCUCUUGGUCGGCUGUGGUCUGCAAAUGUUCCAGCAGCUUUCAGGAAUCAACAUCAUCAUGUACUACAGCGCCACCAUCCUGCAGAUGGCAGGAGUGCGGGAUGACAGGUUGGCUAUCUGGUUAGCCGGGAUUACCACCCUCACCAACUUCCUGUUUACGCUGCUGGGGGUGUGGCUGGUGGAGAGAGUGGGACGCAGGAAGCUCACUUUGGGCAGCAUCAUAGGUACAUGUUUGAGUUUAAGUCUGUUGGCCACAGGCUUCCUGAUAUCAGCACAGCACAGUCCUCCCAUCACCUUUCACCCGUUAGACCCUGCCAUGGCCAACUCUACCUGCUCCAAGUACCAGCUGUGUGAGCCAUGCAUGCUGGACCCCGCUUGCGGUUUCUGUUACCGUGAGAACAGUUCGGCUCUCCUCGCCUCCUCCUGCGUUCCUGUCAAUAAGGCCUCCACUGAGCAAGCCGCGUGGGGCAGAUGCUCUAACGUCAGCCUGAUGAAAGAUCACACUUACUGGGCCUACAACUACUGUCCCACCUCCUACUCCUGGCUGGUUUUACUGGGUCUGGUGCUCUAUCUCGCUGCUUUUGCACCAGGAAUGGGUCCAAUGCCAUGGACCAUCAACUCCGAAAUCUACCCGCUGUGGGCGAGGAGCACGGGGAACGCGUGUGCAGCGGGAGUCAACUGGACCUUCAACAUUCUGGUCUCGCUCACCUUCCUCCACCUGGCUCAGUACCUCACCUAUUAUGGAGCUUUCUUCCUUUACUCCAGCCUGGCACUGCUGGGUUUCAUCUUCAUCUAUGGCUGCCUGCCAGAGACUAAGGCCCGACGUCUGGAGGAGAUCGAGGCGCUGUUCGAAAACCAGCUAUGCUCCUGCGGCGCCUCGGAUUCCGACGAAGGGCGGCAGGUUGAGUACAUUCGAGUCAAAGGUUCAAACUACCACCUAUCAGACAAUGACGCAUCUGACGUGGACUAAGGAGAGUGUAGUGGUUUGUGGUCUCUUUCUCUCUGAAUGUUUUGUGUGGCUUUACUGGAACAUGCAGAAUGGCUGGGUCUGUAAUAUUUAUUUAUUUAUUUAUUUGUUUUUUACAUGAGCUGAGGAGUCACCAAAUGUACUAUUUUGCUUCUGUCAUUCAUGUGAGUUCACUUUCAGGAAUCUAAAACCAGUGAUGAUGCUGUAGUUUGAGUGGGAAACGUUUAGUCUUUACUCUAAUCUCUGAGUUGACGUCCAACCUGUUUUAAUCAGCAGCUGAGUCCUCGACCAUGCAUGUGGAAAAAGGCUAACACGAUACUGAUUCUGUGUCUUUUUCAUGGGACAGCAAACAAAACUGUUGAAUCCACAUUGAAAAUCCCCUCUCUGCUGUCAACCAGUGAAAAGGAGGUGUAGUCCAGUGUCAGAAAAAUAUCCAUCACAUUUUCUUUCUUUCUUUUUUUUUUUAAAAUCAAUGUCAAAUAGUAUUUAUAUUUGUUGUACAUACAGUAGAAAUCUAUAACAUGACAGUGCCGUCUAACAGAAAAUGGCACAGUAAUUGUGGUCAUGGAAACAAAAAGGUGUGUGCGUUGCCAUGUCAGCAGCUGUUAGGUAUCGUAGCUCUAUCGUACCACCCUGCCUUUCCGUAGGAAAACACACCCGAGUUCAGUGUUGUUGAAGCUUGUAGUGUUCGAGUCCUCAUGAUUGACAGUCUUAGCUUGUCUUUGCUCUCACACCUUAUUUGAGAAGGGAAACGCAGGACACGUGCACAUGUUUGUUGUUUAAAAUGAGCAAAUGUGUGUUGAAAAUGUAUCACCAGUUAAAAAACAUGUAUUUAUUUUUCAUUCAUGUCGAUUCCAAACAGUUUUGAGCUAACUUUGGAAGCUACGGUUUAAAUAUGAGCGCGUCAUCAGCCACAGCUGGUCGUCACUGCUGGAUAUGUAAGUUCUCACCUGUUAUAAUACAUCAAGCAAAGACAACCACUGUGUUCUCUCCGUAGUGGCAAAGAAAAAACAACAACAACAAAAUUUUAUUUAGUUAUUUCCCUCUCACCAUGAUAUUAUUAGUGCCUGUGUAUUGUGAAGGUGCCUAAUGGCCAUUUUAGUCACAUCGUAAACUGGACAUGUGUUUUGUCAUGUUACAAUUACUACUAAGUGGACAUCACUUUUUUUUUUUUUUUUUUAUUCAUCGACAUGUACAUAUUUGCCUCUCACCUAUGACAAGAGUAUUGUUUUUGCGUGUGUUUACAUUUUUUGUCUUCCUCCAUAGCCUCCUGUACAAACUCGCAGCGCUACUGUCUGUGGUUCUUCGUGUCAAACGUGAAGGCGUAGGAUUUAGUGUGAUUUGCCGGUGUUGUUUUGUAAAGUAAAACUGUGCGAGGCUUCUCCGUGUGUCAAAAACUAUUCACAGCCAAGUAAACGUCACGUAACUAAACAAAAUAGGUACGUUCAGGAGAGCGCUUACCUGCCACAAGGCCGAAAGGAUGUUCACAUCAAUGUCUCGGUCUUAGAAAUAAUGAAGAAGAAGCAGAAUACAGAAUAUUGAAACCA
Solea solea (common sole) is the source of this 3934-nucleotide messenger RNA. RefSeq names its product proton myo-inositol cotransporter-like. Gene Ontology annotation, molecular function: myo-inositol:proton symporter activity. Gene Ontology annotation, cellular component: membrane. The coding region runs from base 396 to 2390 and encodes 664 amino acids. Gene Ontology annotation, biological process: transmembrane transport. NCBI's taxonomy places the organism in Eukaryota, Metazoa, Chordata, Actinopteri, Pleuronectiformes, Soleidae. The record is from RefSeq and is a predicted model, not a curated record. The transcript is spliced from 10 exons.